Molecule: messenger RNA, 3906 nt
Organism: Aptenodytes forsteri (emperor penguin)
Lineage: Eukaryota; Metazoa; Chordata; Aves; Sphenisciformes; Spheniscidae
Product: KIAA1549 like
Exons: 21
Coding region: 1-3906 (1301 amino acids)
Source: RefSeq, a predicted model, not a curated record
AUGGGACAGACUUUGGAGAAUGCAAACUUGCUUCAGAUGAUAAAAACAACACUGACUGGCACACGUACCAGGACUUCGGAUCAAACUCAUCUGUUGCCCACCCUUUAUCAAGGCAGUGGAAACAGUGCAUCCCAGGAACCCGCUGAAGUUUCAGCUGAGUCGCCUCUGAGGUCAUCAUCUCAAGAUGCAGAUGAAACAGCUGCAGCUGCUGUAUCAGUGUUAUCUGGAGUAUCUUCUGGUGCAAUACCUACAGUAGGAACUUCAGAAGCAAAACCACUAACAAGAAAAUCAUCUUCAGCUUCACCAGUGCCAGCUUCUUCCUUCUUUUCUCUAGGCACUGAAAACACACCUUUGCCAUCUGUGAUGGCUUUAAGCACACCAAUACUGACACUAACAAAAAAUAACACUGCCACAAAAUUGGCAUCGGAUCUAAGCUCAGUAGGAACACAUAUAGAUUUUCCUUUUGCAACAAGAAACGCAACUGCAUCACCCGUGGAUGUGACAGCUAUGCUCGUAAGCCCUAAAAGCAGCACAGUCACAGCUUCCACGCUUGCACCCACAGCACAUGUACCAAGGCAGAUAGAAACACCAGUAACUGACACCCAGAAGUUCCCAAGCUCAGACAUCACCAAAACGUCAACCCCAUAUCCACUGACAAUUACAGCAGCUUUGACAUCUAUUACAGCAUCAGCGAAAACAACUAGGCUUCCCCCUACUCCAGUGGAAAACACCUCUGCUCCUCCCGAAACCACGGCAGCAGCCGCUUUCGCUAACAUGACAGCAGCUCCUCCCCUGGAUUGCCGGCUCUCCAGGAACCUUAUGGUUAAAACAGUUCUGUUUCUGAACACAAGGAGGACGCUGAUCAGCAAUCCCUUCAAGGAGAGUGUGAGAAAAGGACUCAACCAAGUGCUGAGACAAGCUUUCAACCAAAAUGUCAGCGCUCAGGUUGAAGUCCUGGAGCAAUCAAAUAACGUAACAGUUGGUUACUACGUUACACGGGGCAGACUGGUUUUUAUGCCAGCUGCUGUAAUUGAAAGGCUUCUUGCGUACGACAUUAGCAAUGCCACAGCAGACAUAAAGCAGCAUGUACCACAUCUCCAGUCCGUGGCAGCCCUGGCCUUGCCGUGGGAGCCCCUUCCUGCAUACCACUUCCAGCUGAAAACAGAGCUGCAGUUUGUGGGUCAAACAGAUAAUAUACAGUCAUGCAAAUUUGUUCAGACCAUGGAGCAACGGUUACAGAGAGCGUUUCAGGAUGCUGAAAGAAAGGUCUUAAACACCAGCAACAACUUAACAGUUCAGAUUUUGAACACCUCCAAUGUCUCCCAAGCUGUCACUCUGUUUUAUGUAGUGAACAAUCAAAGCACAACUCUAAAUGGCACUAUUUCCAGCAACCUCCUUAAUCAGCUGUCAGCUGAGCUGGUGAAUUUCUAUCUAACCUACCCGCCUCUCACCAUUGCAGAAUCUUUGGAGUAUCCAAACCUUGAUGUCUCAGAGUCAACUAGAGACUACUGGGUGAUAACAGUUAUUCAAGGGGUUGAUAUUGCAUUACUGGGACUGAACAAUCAGAGCUUUGCAAGAUUAAUGGAGCAGCGUUUGGCCCCGCUGUUUAUGAUGUCCCAUCAGCAAGGAAGACGAUUCAAACGUGCCACUACUGUGGGCAGCUACACUGUGCAGAUGGUAAAAAUCCAACGUAUUCCAGGACCCAAGGAGCCGGCUGAACUGACAUACUACACUUUAUACAAUGGGAAACCUUUGCUGGGCACUGCAGCUGCCAAAAUUUUGAGUACCGUUGACUCCCAGCGGAUGGCCUUGACAUUAGGUUAUGUUAUUCAAGUUCAAGCUGAUCCUGUGGUGAAGAACCCCCCGAACAACCUGUGGAUCAUUGCAGCGGUGCUGGCUCCCAUUGCUGUGGUUACGGUUAUCAUCAUCAUCAUCACAGCGGUUCUGUGCAGAAAGAACAAGAACGACUUCAAACCAGACACCAUGAUGAACCUGCCUCAGAGAGCUAAACCAGUACAAGGCUUUGACUAUGCCAAGCAACACUUAGGUCAGCAGGGAGCUGAAGAUGAGGUUUUACCUAUAACUCAGGAGACCGUUGUACUUCCACUUCCAGUUAGAGAUGCUCCUGCCUCCCAGGAGAGAGAAGUUACACAGGAUGGGAGCACCAUCAAAACUGCCAAAUCCAAUGAAACAAGGAAAAGCCGGUCCCCGAGUCAAAACGGCUCCAUCAUCAGCAACGGGUCGGGAAAGCCCAGCUCCGGCCGGAGCUCCCUCCAGAAAGUAAUGGCACCGCAAAAAGUGACAAAAGACGAAGGAAGGAAAAGAAACGGUUUUAAAUCUUCAAAGAAAAUUGUGCCCAUAAGUGACGAAGAGGAAGGAGGCAUUCUCUUUGAUAACAUUGCCAAAUCUGCCAUUGACCCCUUCGACACCUCUUCUGGAUCAGUACAGCUGAUAGCCAUCAAACCUGUGGCCCUACCUGCUGUUCAUGCUGCAUCAGAUAGGAGCCAGGAAUCUGCCAUCAUUAAUGGAGAGGUGAACAAGGCUUUGAAGCAGAAAUCCGAUAUAGAACAUUACCGCAACAAGCUGCGCUUGAAAGCCAAGAGGAAGGGGUACUAUGAUUUUCCGCAGGUUGAUAACAACAAGGGGCUGACAGAGAGAAAAAGGAUGUAUGAAAAAAACCAGAAAGAACUUGACCACAUUUUGGAUCCAGAUGCAGACGUCUCGUCUCCAUUUGCUGAGCCUAAGAACAGGCAACCGAUGAAGAACUCGGUAUACAGAAGCAGGCAGUCUUUGAACAGUCCUAGCCCAGGAGAAACUGAGAUGGAUCUUCUUGUGACUCGAGAAAGACCAAGACGUGGAAUCCGUAACAGUGGAUAUGACACUGAGCCUGAAAUUAUAGAAGAAACAAAUGUUGACCGUGUCAACGAGCCUCGGAGUUACACCAGGUCCCGUCAGGCCAAAGGCCACUCGGAGACCUCAACUUUAAGUUCUCAGCCCUCCAUUGAUGAGGUUCGACAGCAGAUGCAUAUGCUCUUGGAAGAGGCUUUCAGCCUGGCCUCUGCGGGCCACGGAGGACAGAGCAGGCAGGAGGUGUACAGCUCAGCACCACACUUGCCCUACUCAGAGGUUGUGACCAGUGCUCCUGGUACCAUGACCCGACCUAGAGGGGGAGUACAGUGGGUACCCACAUACAGACCAGAAAUGUAUCAGUACAGUUUACCAAGACCAGCUUACAGAUUUUCCCAGCUUCCUGAGAUGGUAAUGGGUUCUCCUCCUCCUCCUGUCCCUCCCAGAACAGGUCCUGUGGCUGUUGCCUCUCUCAGGAGGUCUACAUCAGAUAUUGGCAGCAAAGUGAGAAUACCUGACUCCAGUGGGGCAGAUCAGGCCCAGCAUCAUGAUCAGGCAUCUUUUGCACCUGGUUCGAGAGCUCCAAUGUCUGUUGGUCCACUUGAUCAAUCAGCUUUUCACUCAGGUAAUACCGUACCAGCAGUGUUUGCCAUACCAGCAGCAAACCGACCUGGCUUCACAGGCUAUUUUAUCCCAACACCACCCACGGCAUACAGGAACCAAGCCUGGAUGCCCUAUGCCGGAGAGAAUGAAUUACCAGGGCAGUGGGCAGACUCAGUUCCACUACCUGGAUACAUCGAGGCUUAUCCGAGGCCCCGCUAUCAACAUAAUUCUCCUUCGCGACUUCCUCGCCAAUACAGCCAGCAAGCAAGCAUGCAUCCCAGCCUGGAACAAGCUCCUUUGCCGUCCACUGCAGCUUCUCAGCAGAGCCUGACAGAAAAUGACCCAUCCGAUGCUCCUCUCACCAACAUUUCUACAGCUGCCCUCGUAAAGGCAAUAAGAGAAGAAGUUGCUAAACUGGCCAAGAAGCAAACAGAUAUGUUUGAGUUCCAGGUCUAA